This is a messenger RNA of Emiliania huxleyi CCMP1516, 663 nucleotides long. RefSeq lists its product as hypothetical. Bases 1 to 663 code for a protein of 220 amino acids. The record is from RefSeq and is a predicted model, not a curated record. The transcript has 2 exons. Lineage: Eukaryota; Haptophyta; Isochrysidales; Noelaerhabdaceae.
AUGGCCCUCGGCGAGGCCGAGGGCGGAGUGGCUGCGGGGACUGAAGCAGAGGACAUCACCGAGGUGCUCAAGUCGGAGCGGGCCGGGCGACGCUUGCCGCUCAAGGAGGACGAGAUCACUGCCUCGGCCGAGCUAUUGGCGAAGUACGUGACUGCGGACGAGGUGUGGUCGAGCCUCGGUGAUGAGGACCUCUUCGGGGUGUACGCGGACACGUUUGCCCAGGCCAUCGGCAAGGAGCUGCCGCCCAUUCAGAUGGCUCUAGCCAAAAUGUGGUGGAUGGACGCUCGCCCAGCGCCUCGGGAGAAGGAGGCUGUGGAGGUGUCAUCACCACCGGAGGCGGCGGCGGCGGCCGCCGAAAAAGUCGAGACGAUCGACGCGGGCACGAGCUGCUCGGACCUGAAGACAAAGGGGAUGUCCAAGACCGAGCUUUCCCGGCCAGACAUCGGCUACGGCGACUCGCUCUGCGCGCUCAAGACCUUCCGCGAGCUUGACAAGGCUCCGGCCGCCAAGACCUUCUUCACGCUCUCCAAGGCUAAGGACCGGGAUGCCCUCACGCAGUUCUGGGCGCAGGGGCACCAGCUGCUGGUCGACGGCGGCCGGUCCCACCUCGCGAUGCUCAUGCUGAGGGAGGGUGUAGAGGAUGUAGAGUGUAGAGCACUGUAG